CGUAGCUGACUCGCGACUCGAGCGAGGCACGCGAACUCCAAGCAGAUUGCGUUCAUUUGAAUAACGACUGGUUGUAUUGUCACAGUACCAGCUGAAAUCUUUCGCUCGAGACAACGUGUCAAACAGAAAGAAAAACGAAGAAUGGAGUGAAAAAGACUCACGGUUCAAGUUCGUUUAGAAUUGAGUGUCGGUUCACGAGGACGAACGAUGGAAAAUCACUGCUCGUUAUAAAUUAACAACGGCCCUUAAAUGAAAAGUUGCGUGACUGCCAUCUGACAAAUUUGACUAUGAUUGAAGCCGAUGAAACCGAUGAAACUUCGCGUCUUGUUGUAAACGCUGCACCAGGGGAUACUCAUCGAAUGGCGGCCGGAAAUAUUAAAGUCUACAGAAGGAGAUGGUACAUUUUGUUCAUCUUUACGCUACUAAACACGACGGGGAAUAUUUUAUGGAAUACGUGGCCUCCUAUUCAAGAAACUUGCCAGCUUGUAUUUGGUUGGGAUAAGAAGAAUGUUUUGAUAAUCGGCGCCUUGCAAGCGAUUGGUUCUAUCAUUAGUAUAGUCCCCUCUGCUUGGCUAUUAGACACAAAAGGUGAGUAGAAACUAGUUUAGUGCCUUUCUUUUAUAUUCUAGAACAGAGCUAAAGAACAGCCUAUUGAAAACUCUAUUUCAGCUCUGGAAGCUUGCCUGAGCGCUUCUUAUCUCAGGAAGUGGAGUAUCGUAGAGUCAUCAUACAACAUUCGAUGAAGUAUCAUGAUAGAAACUCCUAUUGGAAUGAAAAUUCCGUCGAUCACGUACAGUGCAAUAGGUCGUCGGUAUACAAACGAUAUUCGUGGGUUUCAUAUACGGACAAUUGUCUAGAAGUUAGUAAUAUUAUAUGGCAUCAAAAUUACAGUAAAUCCGUAGAUGCCACAGCCCUCCAUUGGUGACCUAAGCGAACGUUUCCCUGGCUUUUACAGGCGAUUAGCGAUAGCCCUUACCGCCCCUUUUUCAUUUGUCCUUUUACGCCGUGGCGUAAAUUUUCAGCUCUCUGCCUUGUGUCUACAAUAAACAUGUUUUAAGACAACCUUUGAACGACUAGCUUGCGAUCGGAAAAUGGCCGUCAUGUUGACCCUAAAUAGAUCCAAAUAAUCAGAAUAAUUUUGAAGAUAUUUCUAUUUCUAUAGUUUUCCAUUUGGUACGUUCAAAAUGCACAUCGCAUGUCUCGAAUCAGCGCUAACCCUGUCUCGUAUUUGAUCAGCAAGACCGCUUGUAUAAACAGGUUUAAAACAAUCUUUUCAAUGAUCAUGUCGUUUUACACUGAACAAAACACUUCCGUCUGAUUUGCAUAUCAUGUGAAGUUCGAUCAAGAGCGACAUUGCACUCUUAAUGCGCCUUAGAACAACGGUGGCUUAUUUAGGACAUGUUUCAUAAAAGCAUUUUCGGCUGGUCUUAUUUGAUUUUAUUCCAAAGCUCGUAAAAAAGCAUAGCGCUUUUCGCCGUGCCGUUAUGGCCGGUAACCGGUCAAGGUUUUCAAAACACUAAAUGACCGGUAGUCUUCUAUUCUCAGUAAAUCUCACAAAAUCGAAAAAUCCCAACUAAUCUAAAUUAUCAUAUGUCGAUUAAGAAAAGUCAAGCAAAAUGUACUGAGAAUAUAGGACUGUCGGUCAUUUAGUGUUUUAGCCUGCGAGCAAGAACGCGCGAGCGAGGGGUCGAGGAAAGCCCCUCGCUCGCGCGCUCUCGCGAAACCACAGGGAGCCCAGAAUCACAACAGCAUACUGCUGUUGUGAUUCUGGGCUCCCUGUGGCGAAACUCGCUUUGCUCGCCCAAAGAGGAGAGCUUGCUCGCAGGCUAUUAGUGUUUUGAAAACUUUGACCGGCAGUCGAGCUGAAAAAAGUUCUAACUGUCACAAAACAUGGUUUCGUUUUCUGAGCCCAGCGUAAACCCGCUAGACUGACUUUUCUUAAUCGACAUAUGAUAAUUUAGAUAAGCUGGGAUUUUUCGAUUUUGUGAAAUUUAAUGAGAAUAUGGGACUUCCGGUCAUUUAGUGUUUUGAAAACCUUUACCGGUUACCGGCCAUAUAGAGGCAUAAGUUCGAUUUCCGCCUACUGAAGGUUUAUUUUCCCAGACACUGGCUGGUAGUAAAUCGAGCCUAAGGCCCGGGACUAAAGAAAGCAUAGGAUGAGAGAAAUGAUGAGAGAGAGACAAAAAGCUCCCUCGUUCGAGAGGACGACUGCUGGGCCUUGAGCUAAGGUGGCAAAGAUAGGUAGUAAAUUAAAUAAGGGCUUUGAGCAAAUCGUAAGGCCCGAUUUCUGUCGCUUUAGCGAGUCCGAGCCUAGUAUAGAAUGCUUCCCGGAUUAAUGUCAUCCAAUCAAAGGUUAAAACAGACGACGCAGUUGAGCAACAAGCAGUAACCAAAGGUUAGGAAGUGCGGGCAAACAUGUACGUUUACCUUAAAGGUGCGAUUGAUGCUGAAAAUCGCUUUCAUAAAUGUGUACGUGAAUUAGAGAAAGCCCCUUUAGUUCUACUGUCAACAAAUGGAAUCUCGGCGGAACAUGAAUGUGGAAACUGAAUUGAACAACACAUAUUGAAGACUCAUAUUGAAUUCAACGAUUUCAUUUACAGUGGCUCGGAUACAGUUAGCAUGCGAACGGAUGAGAAGCGAGAAUAGACGGCUGCAUUCGCCGGCAAAGGAAAAUGAAAACAGGAAUGCGUGACAUAAACAACGCUUAACGUGACGUCUUAUUAGGGACGGACCAUUAGAAAACUUAUGGGGGGGGGGGCGAAGUAAAAAAAAAAAAUUCGCGCAAGGAAAAAUUAAAUGAAAAAAAAUUCUUGCACGCCAGUGAACCCUAAAAAAUAUUCAUGCUAUGGCCUAAAAAAAAUUCAUACAAGGAAUUUGAUAACGAAAAAAAAUUCCUGCAGCUCGAAAAUUCCCCUCCCCCCCCAUAACUUUUCUAAUCGUCGGUCCCUUAUUCAAUCGGAUAUUCAAUUCGUGUUCAAUGAACAAUGACCAAAGGUCGUUAAAAUGUAAUAGAAAAUCAUGAAAAAACUUAUUGGAGCUUUCAGAUGACAAGCGACGUAACAUGCUUGGGAACGUAUACAAAUGCUUUGUAGUGUAACCUGAAUUAGCUUAUUUUUUGACUUGUAGACUUUGCAAUUACCAGUAUCUUACCGAAGACUCGUCCCGCACUAAGCUGAAAUCAGGCUCUAUUUUCAUUUCCCUUGGCUGGCAAGGUGAAUCGAAAAGUCUCGCAUUUAGUGCAUUACGUCUAUACUUGAAUUUAAUACGUGCAUUUUGCAUCACUUGCAUUUGCGUUCACGUGAUUACCGUAACAUCGGAUGGUCCUUAAACUCAACAUCAUGGCCUUCACGACCACAUACCGUUCAUAUUAGUACGCUGAACACGGGCAUCCCAAGAAUGUGGACAAAUUUUUGGGAAACCUAGCUGUACAGUUAAGAAAGUGCCGCUGACCUAUAAUAGUUUGCGGGCUCCUCUUGUCGCCCGCAAUUACCAUCCAGCGCACUUGCAUUUAAUACGACACCCGUUUAAUACGACACAAAGUGAAAACAAGCAAUCCAUUCUACUCAAAGAAGUUCCCUACACCGAGUCAGUAUCCAAAGCCCGAGGGAUAUUCACCAAAGUUUUUGUGGGGAUACUCCUCUCAGAAUUCCAAACCCUUAUCAACGGCACCAUGUCCAAAUUGACCAAGAGAGCCUAGGAAAACAAAUACCUGAUUGACUGAAAGAACCAAAGGGACAUCUACCAGGCAUGCGUUCUUAGCACGUUGCUCUACUGACGGCAAUGAAACUUGGUGCACCUACAUGAGACAGGACCAUCGCUUGAACUCUUUCUAUCUGCAAUGCCUCAAGCGCAUCCUUGGCGUCAAGUGGCAAGACCAGCCUCCUCCUCAGCCGCUUCGUUUUUCGCAUGGCAGAGGCGAGCGCGAAACGAGUGACUGGUGAUGAACCGCAAGGGACCAUGGGAAGGGUACAGACGGUUGUCUCCUUCCCGCCUUCCUUUGCGCGCACAUCGAGAGAGACGUCUGGGUACGAGGCAGUGGCAAGACCACGUCACCAAGAGUGAGAUACAGUCACGUGCUGGAACCCCAGCAUGUACUUCCUACUCAGUCAGCGCCGCCUGAGAUGGUUGGGGCAUGGUCAUAACAUGGAUGAUGGACGCAUCUCCAAAGAAGUUCUAUAAGGUCAAUUGAAGAGAGUCAGGAAAUUCGGGUGCCCCGCUCUGCGGUUCAAAAACGCACGCAAACAUGACCUUAAAGCAUGCAAAAUUGAUCCAAAACAACUGGGAAAAUGCUGCGUGUGAUCGUGCCUCCUGGAGAACGUCAGUGAAAGAAGGAAUCGAAAAAGCCGACGUGAAACGUCACCGGAAAGCUGACGAGAAACGCGAUCGCCGCUAAAACAGCCCCACUCUGCCCUCCUUCAGCUUCAUCUGCGUCGUGUGCGGUAGGGACUGCUACUCGCCUAUUGGGGACGUUGCAGCACCACCACGGAUUGCUAAGGGCGCACAAGCUUUACUUUUCGAGACUUGCUCCUCCUUUUAUAUGGCCACUUGUUACUAAUAGUUACUCCCUUCGUUUGUCGUUAACGACGAUGACGAUAAUGAUAAUGACUAAUGGUGACGAACGAUCAAAAAUUGGAAAAAAUAACAAACACAAGCGAACAAAUACAAAAUAUUAAGAGGUUGAUUUCACUAAAAGUACAAGUAGCAAUUUUAAUAACAGCAAAAUACCAGCAAUGACGUACAGAAAAUGCGCGUGGAUAAAGUUCGGGUUGCCUAUUAGAUUGUCAGUUCACUGGCACGAAAGCAAUCUCGUGUACUAUUCUUGUAAUCUUACUCUUAAAUUUUAGCAAUUUCAGUGUAAAAUAUUUUGGGCUCUUGUUAUUUUGCAGGUCUUCGAUUUGCAGUCAUAUGUUCAAUAUCUCUUCAAACGUUUGCUGUUGCCUUGGAACUUAUCCCAUCCCCUCCCCAUGUGAGGACAGGACUCAUCACCUUCAGCGAGUUCCUUAUUUCCGUCGCGGUUCCCGCCGUUCAAAACGCGGGAGUUCUCGUGCUCUCAGCGACAUGGUUCCCGCCACACGAGCGAAUGACCGCCACGGCUAUCGCCACAUUGGCUUCCUAUCUCGGCUCAGCGUUUAGCUAUAUCGUUGGUCCAAACCUCGUUCCUGACGUAGACUAUGAUAAUUUAACACAUUAUCACCCGGGAGAAAGCAUUGACAUCGAUACGUUAAGAAAUAACACCACACCGGAGCAAAUGAAAUUUCUGCUGACCAGGAUUAAUGACUAUUUACUCGUCGAAGCUGUCUUAGUGGGUGUCCUGUUCUUUGCGGUGAUUAUAUACUUUCCCGCCAAACCACCCGUCCCACCAAGCCUGUCAUCCGCGGCUGGGCGUUUGGAUUUUGUUUCCGGCGCCAAAACUCUUCUCAAAAACCGGUCUUUCUGGUUAUUGCUACUUAUCUUCAGUAUAAGCAACGGGGUGAACUGGGGCUGGUCUAGUGUCCAAAACCUCAUCUUCUCCGGCGUUGGAAUUGAUCAAAAAACCGCUGGCUGGUUGGGAUUUGGGGCCAACGUUGCGUCACUUCUGGGCAUUUCCUUUUCAUGGUAAGUAUGUCUUUCUUAAUUAGUAUGAACCCAGCACCUGAGCAGUCUCCAAAUGAGCAAUAAGUAGGAUUUUCAAUUUCCUUAUCCAUAUGUACCAGGAGCCUGAUAUGUGCACCUUUUAACCAGUUGCUUAACAGUCCCAAACCCCUUACUGAUGGGGUGUUAUUAAAUUACGGCCCUGAGGCAGGAUUGAGAGGUUGUCCCUAUGUUAAGAUCUCCUCUUACAAUUUCACUCACCCAAGACCAGGGACAACACUCUAGGGGUAGUCUUUGCGGGUUUUUUUACGUCCCUGGGGUUCUAUUACGCCCCACAAAGUCAGAUUAAGAAAACCCCCGGAGGUUAAUUCGUCUGGAAAUCGAACGUGGGCCCACUAUUCUUAGGUCUGGUACCCAAGCUUGCAAGUCGGUGUGAGUGAAGAGAGAAUUAUGUACUGUUUACUGAGCGCGAAAGGUUUUAAAAAUACGAGAUGCGGUUAUAUGCCUGGAAAGAGCGAGAGAGAGAGAGAGUCGUGUAUGAGAGGCCAUCAGACGUACCCUCUUACAAUCAUUUUAACAUGUGAACAGUAAGCUCAGACGUCAGCAUACAAAGGCGCCACUGGCAGCCGCUCUCAGUUCAUUUAAGAGCCUACUGUAUCCACCCAGCCCAUGAUGUCCCGCGGUAGGUCGAAAGUGGAAGUCUCCAAAGAAAACGGCAGGCGACAGGCAAGAAGAGGACAAAAGGAAGGGACGCUUCCAUGACCUUCUUGCUUUGAAAAGAAAAGACAAGGCCAUAAUUACUAGUUGUUGUAAGACUGAUGUCUGCGGUAGUAUCCAAAACAAUUUAUUAUGAUUGUGAAAGGUUUGAACCCAGGAGAGUCAUUUCAUAAGUAGGUGGGAUAUUAACGUUCGGUGAGUGUAGUCCUACGCUCACCUGGACGAUUUUAUUCCACCUACUUAUCAAAUAUGAUUGUUUGCCCUUCCUUCCCCCCCACACAGAAGACUAUGUGUAAGUAAUUAUCAGGAUUUAUAAUCUAAUUCAUAUCUUGUUUUGCCCUUUUCUCACAGGUAUGCCGAUCGCAUUCAGAGCUUUACCAAACCAAUCCUAUUAUUUCUUUUCGUUUCUACGGCGUGUGCUCAAACAGUCCUCUCACUAGCUUGUGAGGAAAUCAUACCUCUGACAAAAACCGUCUUCUACGCCUCGGGUAUCGCCCAAGUUGUCCUGUUCUGCGGUACUGUACCUCUUAUUAUGGAACUCGCAGCUGAAUGCACAUAUCCUGUUGCAGAGGGGAUCACUUCCGGCGUGAUGGUCUUAUCUGUGUACGCCAUCAACUUUGUGUUCUUCGUUGCGUUCAUGUUUCCGCAAGCCAGCCCGCGCUGGAUGAACUGGUUACUAGUCUCCUCGACCGUGGUCUGUACUCCCCUUAUAGCUCUUUACACGGCUAGGUACAAGAGACUGGAUGUGGACGAAUCAAAACAGAGUUGAGCAAUGACAACGUACAAUAGUGUUGUGCGAGCUGAAGAUCAGUGAUGCUUCCCAAGAAAAUUCUCUAGUUAUCUACCAUUACAGUUUGUAAGAAAAGUAAACCAAAUAAUCCUACAGCAUUCGAUUGUGAACAAGAAGGAUUUUUAUCGAUAGAUUCAACUACCUUGCGCAUUUAAAAAACGGUACCACCAGAAAGUAGUUAAUAGAAAAUUACCGUUCCAUAGCGUUUAUUUCAGUAGCCAAGCCUGAAGAUUUCAGCAACAGACUAAUAAACAGCACUACUU
This is a messenger RNA of Porites lobata, 7341 nucleotides long. NCBI's taxonomy places the organism in Eukaryota, Metazoa, Cnidaria, Anthozoa, Scleractinia, Poritidae. The record is from the annotation of a GenBank genome assembly.